AUGCCCGUCCAACGUAUCGGCCAAUCCAUUCGCCUGCGCAGAGAGUAUGUGGACGAAUAUAUUAAGAUCCACUCGGAAGUCUGGCCUGGCGUUUUGAAGAGAAUCGCUGGCAGCAACAUCCACGACUACAGCAUCUUCUAUGAUAAACAGUCGAGCAUCCUGUUCGCAACCUUCAAGUACACAGGCACAGACUUCGAUGCCGACAUGAAGGCCAUGGCUGAAGAUGAAGAGACGCAGAGAUGGUGGAAGGUGACGGACAAGAUGCAGGAGAGCCUGAACGAGGGGGCAACGAGCAGUGUCGAUGGUGGUUGGUGGCGCGCGUUAGACGAGGUGUUCCAUGUCGAGUAG
Molecule: messenger RNA, 348 nt
Organism: Aureobasidium pullulans EXF-150
Lineage: Eukaryota; Fungi; Ascomycota; Dothideomycetes; Dothideales; Saccotheciaceae
Product: rhamnose mutarotase
Exons: 1
Coding region: 1-348 (115 amino acids)
Molecular function (GO): racemase and epimerase activity, acting on carbohydrates and derivatives
Source: RefSeq, a predicted model, not a curated record